AUGACAGAGCAGAACGCAAUCGCCGCAGAGCAAACCAUCGAGGUGGAGGUAAUGCAGAACCAGAUCUCCGGGAUUGCAGACAGGACUGAGCAGACUCGUAGGAUGACGCUGAUUCGGCGCUCGGAUCGCAGCGCAAGCGAGACCGAGUCGCUGAGUAGCUUGGUCGUCAAGUUUGAGUAUGAGAACGGACGGCGAUAUCAUUCCUACCAAGCAGGGCAAGACUAUGCGUUCCCAAACGACGAGGAUGAACUCGCGCGCAUGGACCUCGAGCACCACAUCUUCCUCCUCCUGCUCGACGGCGAACUGCACCUAGCACCCCUAAAGAACCCACAGCGCAUCCUCGAUCUCGGAACAGGAACCGGCAUCUGGGCGAUCGAUGUCGCGGACACGUACCCCUCUGCAUCAGUCAUCGGGACCGAUCUGUCGCCUGUGCAGCCAUCUUUCAUCCCGCCGAACCUCGAGUUCCAGGUCGACAACUUCGAGCACGACUGGACGUUCCGGCAGAACUCGUUUGAUCUCAUUCACACGCGGCUGCUCCUUGCCAGCGUCUCGGAUUACCCGAAGCUCUUCCGGCAAGCGCUGAGCGCCCUCAAACCAGGCGGGUACCUCGAGAUGCACGAACUGGACCCAGGCUUCGAAUGCGACGACGACUCGAUCCCGGAGAACAGCAGCGCGCUGAAAUGGUCGUCUCUCUUCUUCGAAGGGUGCAAGAAGAUCGGACACGCUAUCCCCGCGCCAUCGGAAUACAAGACCCUGAUGGAGGAGGCGGGGUUCGUCGACGUGCAGCUGAAGGUCCUGAAGCGACCGACGAAUGUGUGGCCGAAGGAGAAGAGUAUGAAGAGGCUUGGUCUUUAUACCCUGACGAACCACUUGAACGGCCUGCAUGCGUUCACGAUCGGCCUCUUCACGCGGGUCCUGGGCUGGACUGCGGAGGAAGUGGAGAUUCUGAUUGCGAGGUGUCGGCAGGAAUGGAAGGAUAGUUCUAUCCAUGCGUAUCAGCGGGUGAUAUUUAUUUACGGGAGGAAGCCUGAGAGUGUCUGA
This is a messenger RNA of Aspergillus mulundensis, 1041 nucleotides long. Its product is annotated as class I SAM-dependent methyltransferase. Lineage: Eukaryota; Fungi; Ascomycota; Eurotiomycetes; Eurotiales; Aspergillaceae. The coding region runs from base 1 to 1041 and encodes 346 amino acids. The transcript is spliced from 9 exons. Gene Ontology annotation, molecular function: methyltransferase activity. The record is from RefSeq and is a predicted model, not a curated record.